AUGGCUUCAGCAGGAGCAUGGCCAGUGCUGGGAACGGAUGUGACCAUGAACCCCGGUGCCUCCUUGUCUACUUUCACGGCAGUGCCCUUCCCUCCACCCACUCCUGGCGCCCAGCACCGGCCACCCUGGCAGCAGCACCUGCCACGUCCCCUCACCCCAGCAUUCCCUCCUGGCAGCAGCCUGCUGCUGCCAGCUUUCCCCAGGACGCCUUUGGUGGCUAAUGGUGGCCGUGGCCCCAGUGCCCCUGGGGCUUGCAACCUCACUGUCCAAGUCAGGUCACAAGGGAGGACAGUGGAGGCCCCCCAGACUCAGACCUUUGUCGUUACUCAGGCCCCCCUCAACUGGAGCGCUCCAGGGGCCCUCAGCAGGAGUGCUGCAUGUCCUGCACCCGUAUUCAUAGCAACCCCUGUGAUGGGGACCGUUGUGACUGCUUCAGCUGUUGGAGUUAGUCAGGCUGGCAAGGGAGGCUGGACCCCAGGCUUUCCUCCUCAAGCUCCACCACCAGCUGCCCAGCUGGCCCCUAUCAUUCGCCCAGUGAACUCUGGGCCAUGGCCACAUGGCACUUCCAGGGAGGGCCGCCUGGCCACCAACCAGUCCAACGCCUCGCAGGAUGGCUCCUCUAACCCCCAGAGAGAGUACAGUAACUUCCGACGUUGGCAGCACAUCAAGCCCCUGGCCCGGAGACACUUUCACCUGAGUCCUGAUGCAGAAGCUUUUUCCUGCUUUCUCAUCCCAGUGCUUCGAUCCGUGGCCCGCCUGAAUCCCACCAUGCUGCUGGAGGAGGGACUGCGGAGGGCCGUGCAGGAAUGGCGGCGCUUGAGCAACCUUGACCGGAUGAUCUACUACGAGAGGGCGGAAAAGUUCAUGGAAUUUGCGGCCGAGGAGGAGACGCACAUUCAGCAUUUGCAGUGGAUGCAGUGCGUGCAGGACCUGCCUCCUCCAGCCCCACCGAAGCUGGAUGCUCGGGGGCCCCCAGCCCCGAAACCACACAGAUCCCAGCGGAACCCGGAGCCCAAGGCGCCCAAGGAGAUUCCCCCUGAGGCUGUGAGGGAGGCUGUGGACAGGAUGGAGGCGCUGGUGGGGCCCGUCCACUCAGCCCCAGGCAAGUCACAUGCAGAAUGUGGAAAGGACGGAAAUGAGCUGAAGCAGGAAGAGGACGACACCUACUUGGACCCGUGUCUCUUGAGCUACACUGACGAGCUGCGUUCCCGGGAACACUCUGUCACCAAGGUGGAGGCAGUCAUUCACCCUCGAUUCCCGGCAGAAUUGUUUUCCCCGGACCCACAGCUGGAUGUCUUGGCCCUUGCUGAGGAGCUGAAGCAGGAGGAAGGACUCACCCCUGAAGAACUGGUGCAGAAACGACUCGUGGCCUUGAAAGAGGACGAGGGUGGGCCGGCAGCCCCGAGCCACAGUGCACCCGGAAUGGGCUCAAGUCCAUCUGAGUCCCACGCCGGCCAAGGUGCCCAGAGGCACGACCAAGACCGCCAUCGAGGGGUCAGUGAUGAAGCCUGCCCACCAGAGAUUGAUGUUGAGGCUCUUCAUAGGCCCAUCCGAACAGACACUGGCCCGUUCGUGCUCAGAGUCUUUGUUCCCUCUCGAGGACGUCAGGCUGGCAAGGGAGGCUGGACCCCAGGCUUUCCUCCUCAAGCUCCACCACCAGCUGCCCAGCUGACCCCUAUCAUUCGCCCAGUGAACUCUGGGCCAUGGCCACAUGGCACUUCCAGGGAGGGCCGCCUGGCCACCAACCAGUCCAACGCCUCGCAGGAUGGCUCCUCUAACCCCCAGAGAGAGUACAGUAACUUCCGACGUUGGCAGCACAUCAAGCCCCUGGCCCGGAGACACUUUCACCUGAGUCCUGAUGCAGAAGCUUUUUCCUGCUUUCUCAUCCCAGUGCUUCGAUCCGUGGCCCGCCUGAAUCCCACCAUGCCGCUGGAGGAGGGACUGCGGAGGGCCGUGCAGGAAUGGCGGCGCUUGAGCAACCUUGACCGGAUGAUCUACUACGAGAGGGCGGAAAAGUUCAUGGAAUUUGCGGCCGAGGAGGAGACGCACAUUCAGCAUUUGCAGUGGAUGCAGUGCGCGCAGGACCUGCCUCCUCCAGCCCCACCGAAGCUGGAUGCUCGGGGGCCCCCAGCCCCGAAACCACACAGAUCCCAGCGGAACCCGGAGCCCAAGGCGCCCAAGGAGAUUCCCCCUGAGGCUGUGAGGGAGGAUGUGGACAGGAUGGAGGCGCUGGUGGGGCCCGUCCACUCAGCCCCAGGCAAGUCACAUGCAGAAUGUGGAAAGGACGGAAAUGAGCUGAAGCAGGAAGAGGACGACACCUACUUGGACCCGUGUCUCUUGAGCUACACUGACGAGCUGCGUUCCCGGGAACACUCUGUCACCAAGGGCCAUUGUCCCACUGCCCAGUGCUCCUCCUCUCACACGUGCGCGUGGAGCCGUCACUGUCCUCCUCCCUCCAACCAGCUGGUGCAGAAACGACUCGUGGCCUUGAAAGAGGACGAGGGUGGGCCGGCAGCCCCGAGCCACAGUGCACCCGGAAUGGGCUCAAGUCCAUCUGAGUCCCACGCCGGCCAAGGUGCCCAGAGGCACGACCAAGACCGCCAUCGAGGGGUCAGUGAUGAAGCCUGCCCACCAGAGAUUGAUGUUGAGGCUCUUCAUAGGCCCAUCCGAACAGACACUGGCCCGUUCGUGCUCAGAGUCUUUGUUCCCUCUCGAGGACGCAGGUGGGGGCUGGGCUGUGCCCGGAGACUGACCCCGAGGGCUUACAGCCCAGUGCUUCGAUCCGUGGCCCGCCUGAAUCCCACCAUGCCGCUGGAGGAGGGACUGCGGAGGGCCGUGCAGGAAUGGCGGCGCUUGAGCAACCUUGACCGGAUGAUCUACUACGAGAGGGCGGAAAAGGCCCAGCCCUCGCACCCGAAGCCACACAGAUCCCAGCGGAACCCGGAGUCCAAGGCGCCCAAGGAGAUUCCCCCUGAGGCUGUGAGGGAGGAUGUGGACAGGAUGGAGGCGCUGGUGGGGCCCGUCCACUCAGCCCCAGGCAAGUCACAUGCAGAAUGUGGAAAGGACGGAAAUGAGCUGAAGCAGGAAGAGGACGACACCUACUUGGACCCGUGUCUCUUGAGCUACACUGACGAGCUGCGUUCCCGGGAACACUCUGUCACCAAGGUGGAGGCAGUCAUUCACCCUCGAUUCCCGGCAGAAUUGUUUUCCCCGGACCCACAGCUGGAUGUCUUGGCCCUUGCUGAGGAGCUGAAGCAGGAGGAAGGACUCACCCCUGAAGAACUGGUGCAGAAACGACUCGUGGCCUUGAAAGAGGACAAGGGUGGGCCGGCAGCCCCGAGCCACAGUGCACCCGGAAUGGACUCAAGUCCAUCUGAGUCCCACGCCGGCCAAGGUGCCCAGAGGCACGACCAAGACCGCCAUCGAGGGGUCAGUGAUGAAGCCUGCCCACCAGAGAUUGAUGUUGAGGCUCUUCAUAGGCCCAUCCGAACAGACACUGGCCCGUUCGGGCCCAAAGUCUUUGUUCCCUGUCGAGGACGUCAGGAGGUCUCUCCAUUCCAGGCCGGACGGCCCUCUCCUCCCCAGGGUCAAAGGCGCACUGGUCCUCUACUGGGACCCAGGGAUGCGUCUGUUCUCAGAGAGGCGUCUCCUGUUCCGGAGGCCCGAGGGCCCAGGGACGCGUCCAGUGAGAACGAGGAGGCGCUCACCAGCCUGGCCUUCCUCUUUGCCUCUCCGCAGAGCCUGCCGCCUUGCGGUCUGUCCCAGAGUCCUGCCCCUGCCUCAGGCCUGGCCUCCCCUGGAGUUUCUUGA
Balaenoptera ricei (Rice's whale) is the source of this 3810-nucleotide messenger RNA. RefSeq lists its product as uncharacterized. The transcript has 16 exons. NCBI's taxonomy places the organism in Eukaryota, Metazoa, Chordata, Mammalia, Artiodactyla, Balaenopteridae. The coding region runs from base 1 to 3810 and encodes 1269 amino acids. The record is from RefSeq and is a predicted model, not a curated record.